Molecule: messenger RNA, 712 nt
Organism: Colletotrichum godetiae
Lineage: Eukaryota; Fungi; Ascomycota; Sordariomycetes; Glomerellales; Glomerellaceae
Exons: 1
Coding region: 374-688 (104 amino acids)
Source: RefSeq, a predicted model, not a curated record
CUUCAUACCGUCUCUCAAGCCAAGUCGAUAACCACGGUGAGACCGUGACUCUGGCCUGUGUACGUAGGAUAAGGACCGAUUGACAGGAGACUGGGGUUUGGAGUUGCAUGUGUUGUUUGAUCUACUGACGCUGCCAAGGAGAACUACUGCUGUUCCACUUCCUCCCGCUGCCCAUCCUCAACCUCCUCCUUCUUCUGCCUCUAGAUUGCAUGGGAGUCAUUAUUAGCGCAAGAAGUAUUGGUCCAUCUUGCAUCUCAAACGGUGGCACGAUGGCUAGCUAUGCCAUGGCCUCUACUUACAUCCAGCAAGGCAUAGCACCAUCUAGUCGUUAGGAAACCUCCAGAGCUUAUACGAUCUGCUGUGAUUUAGUAUUAUGUCGAGGUCAUUGGUAGUAGAUGGCGUUUUGGGACUCGGCAUGCUUUGUCCAUUGCUGGGCCUCGGUAGUGAGUUUACGUGGUUGAUCAUCUCACAUGCCUCGCAAAGCAACUUUUUCCCGGUUGAGCGUGGCGCCUUCGCAGGUCAAGGUUCUGUCAUUCAUAGAAGCUAUCGAGCAUGCCGACUUCGAUCUCUAUAUUGUGAGACACCCAGGCGGGCUGAAUUGCGUUCAAGUCGUUCCUUUAUACGAAGGCCCGAAUUAUCGUGCCUGUUCCAAAACGGAGGACCCAAUUCCCCAUUGACUCUGCAAUAGGGCGAGGGAGUAUUUACCUCCAUA